Podarcis raffonei (Aeolian wall lizard) is the source of this 1984-nucleotide messenger RNA. RefSeq names its product MAP6 domain containing 1 (gene MAP6D1). Gene Ontology annotation, biological process: regulation of microtubule cytoskeleton organization; microtubule cytoskeleton organization; cytoskeleton-dependent intracellular transport. The transcript is spliced from 4 exons. Lineage: Eukaryota; Metazoa; Chordata; Lepidosauria; Squamata; Lacertidae. The coding region runs from base 183 to 938 and encodes 251 amino acids. Gene Ontology annotation, cellular component: microtubule; Golgi-associated vesicle; cis-Golgi network. Gene Ontology annotation, molecular function: calmodulin binding; microtubule binding. The record is from RefSeq and is a predicted model, not a curated record.
AGCCAGCGAGCAAGCAAGUGGGCAGGAGGAGGUGCUGCUAUUGGCAAGCGACGGGGCGAGCUGGGAGCGUUGCUGCGCGCAGGGGGGGAAGCCGCCACUCUUGCUGCAGAACUCCCCCUCCUCUCCCUCUCUUGCUCCCUCCAUCUCCUCCCGUCCCCGCAUCCGUGCAUGGUGGCGCCGCCAUGGCUUGGCCCUGCAUCAGCCGAGUCUGCUGCCUGGCGCGCUUCUGGAACCAGCUGGACAAGUCGGACCUGGCCGUGCCGCUCACCAUCCACAAUUACUCCGACAUCGACGAGCCGGCCGACGAGGGGACGGACACGGCCGGCGCCCCGCCGCCGCCUCCGCCUCGGAUCCCAACAGGUGGCAGCACCAGCAGCCGCCCCCACCAGACCCACCCGCGGGCGCCCGCCGCCGCCUCGCUGCCCGUCUCGGCGUCCGCCCCGUCGCUGCAGGACGGCCUGGGGGGCGCCAGGAAGCCGUCGAAGAAGACGCGCGGCGGCUACCGGAAAGAGCCCUUCGCCGCCGAGACUCAGUACCAGCAGGAUUUCCAAGCGUGGCCGGUGCAGAAGCGGGACGCCCUGCCCUGGAUCGGGGAGUACAGGCGGGUGGAAGCCCCCGGGGCGCCCCCCGCCGCCGCUGCUGCCGCCGCCGCCCCGGCCGCCCCUUCCCACGCCGCGAUCCCGGGGGGCUCCCACGUGUACGUGCUGCCGGCGGCCGGGCAGGAGGUGGUGGGCAGCAAGUACAGCGGCUUUAAGCAGGUGUGGUCCUCCUCCUCGCCGCCAGGCGGCCCCGAAACCUCCUCCUACAGGCAUGAAUAUCGUCCAUGGACUGGAGCAAAACGAUCAAGGCCUACAAAGACGACACAGGGUUUCAUUAUUCCAGAGGAUCACUUUGCGCAAGAAUCCAGCUACAAAGCAGACUUUAAGGGAGGCAUCUGAGGAAGAAUAAAGUCUGCAAUUCUAAACAUGAUUCCAGAAAUGAAGACUAAGUUUUCUCCGAAUCCUUCUGCUGUUUUCCAGGCGCCAUCUCGCAUCCUCAAUGUAUGAAUCUGGAUCAUGCACAUUUCCCAUCCAGGCAGCUUGAAUGUUAAGGUUGUGAAAAUGUACAGCUAUGCAACUUUCACGAGUGGUGUUGAGAUAAGAACAAGGAUUAUUAAAAGCAGCUACAGCGAAUAUCAGAAUUUAUGCAUCUAUUAUGAACAUGUAAAUCAAAAAGCACUUGAGUUGGAGAUGGUGGAAAAUACUAGGGGAGAAUGACCUACUUUCAUAGAAAUAGGCUCAUUAACAGUGGGCUGACUGGCUUCAGUAUUCCAGAUAUUGACGUUGGUCAGCAAAAAGCAGCAUUUUAAGCUAUAAGCUUAUGCUGAAGAACACAAUGGCGCAGGGCUGAGUAAGGUGUAUAGUAAAACACUCCCCUCUCAAUGUUGUAUAGCCACACUGAUAAGAAGAUGAAAGUGAGACUCGGUAGCUUUUGAACGUUGCUGUUUCUUUUUAGAUCUGGGGAUCAUCCUCAAAGCAUAUAUCAUAUUGUUGCAAAGACUUUUGAUGUCUCCUUGCUGAGGGUCUUUCAAGGUGAACAGGGUGGCCCUUGAGCCGUUUGCCCUAGAUUGUGCUCCACACAAAUGCUGACUGGAUUUUAGAGGGUUCUGAACAAACAGAAGCAAUAUUUUAUCUUUCAGAGGUCCUUACUCCAGUUAAAUACUUCACCAGAUUCCUUCCAUUCUGUGGAGCUCUUUUGAUAGGAGCUGUGGUUGGUUUCAAGAUUGUUUCUUUUUUGGAGAGAGGUUUUCCUAGGACUCACAGUCUCACAACUCGGCUUCAUUUCCUCCUGGAUAGGCCAAACCCUUUUAUUUCCUUAAGAGCCCAGUGCUUGGUCAUUCUGAGGCAAGGCACAAGCUUCUCUUAAGUUGGUGUGCAUACAGACUCAUUGUUCACAUCCAUUUUAGAAUACCCCCCAAGGUCUAGAGACUUUAUUCUGGAACUGA